This is a messenger RNA of Rhagoletis zephyria (snowberry fruit fly), 4248 nucleotides long. RefSeq names its product piezo-type mechanosensitive ion channel component-like. Gene Ontology annotation, cellular component: membrane. Gene Ontology annotation, molecular function: mechanosensitive monoatomic ion channel activity. NCBI's taxonomy places the organism in Eukaryota, Metazoa, Arthropoda, Insecta, Diptera, Tephritidae. The record is from RefSeq and is a predicted model, not a curated record.
CCCCAAUGUGACCAAUUUCGGCUGGUGAUGCCGCAAAAACAACAAAACCAGCAGCUGACGCAGGUACUUCAACCUCGAUAGUAGUAAGAACACACUUAAUUCUUCCACAAAAUGGCAAUCAGCUAUGGCUGUCUUGCGGUGCAAUAUGUGGUAGUGCCGACGGUACUGGUGCUGGCCGCACUAUUCCGCCCUGCCGGUAUCUCGUUCGUGUACCUGUUAAUGUUUUUUAUAACGCCCUUUAUCCCCAUCGCCAACAGUCGUAAUUUUAAAAGUUCCGUGGGACCAUUUUUCAUCAUACUCAUCGCACUAUGUGCACUACUACUAUUAUGUCAUAUAGUACUGCAAGUGACAAUAAUUGCUAUGAAGAUCGAAUCGAUCUUCGCUAUGUGUUCAUUUACGCAACAAUUGUUGCGACACAUCGGAUUCAUUAAUUUGCAAAACCUACAUCCUAUAGCCGCCAUUGAAUGGCAUGCGCCGGAUUUGUUGGUUUUCAUCACAGUGGUAGUUUCAUUUAUAAUCAUAAAAAAGCUAUCACAAACACCACCACCAAUUACUCUGCAGUUAGAAAUUGGAGAAGCUAUACCGAUUCCGUUGCGAGAAUCGGAUGACAAUGUUAAUCCAGAUGAUGAAGCAUUCUUCGAUGGAUUAAUAAGAAUAUCACCACUCUUUUGCCUGGCGAUGCUAUUUGUUAUAUCCGUGCUGCGGCCGUCAGCGCCUGCUGGAUUAUACUUUCUCAUAUUCCUGUUGAGUGGCACAUACUGGGCCACCUAUAAUUCGCUGCGACAAGGAUUCUCCGUGCUGCUGCGUUUUCUCAUGCUGAUGAUUGCAUUGCACUCGGUGUGUAUUGUCGCAUAUCAAACGCCAUGGGCGCAACAUUAUUUGAGUAGUGAUAAUUUAAUAGCAAGACUGAUCGGCCUGGAGCCGUUGGUCCUAUCGUCCUGCGAUCGGGACAUACGCGUUAUGAGCUACAAUUUGAAGUACAGUUUCGACUCCUUCAUUCUUCCUAUUUUAAUGCUGUUAACAUAUUUUGUGCUUGCGCUCACCGCCAAGUGCCUAAGCAAUGCAAAUGUCACUGCAAAGCCCAAACCCGCCAAAGGCCAAUUAGAAAAUGGUAGUAGAUUAAAUCGUCAAAUAUCUCGCGUAACGACACAUUCAUUGCGUAGUAGUAAAAAGGAUAGUUGGACACGUGCACAACGCCUGACUGUUUCGUUACGUCGUGACCAACGUCCAAAAAGUACUAUCGAACCGACUGAGACGACACCUCUGGUGAAACGUUUACGCAAAAGUGAUGCCAAAGAAAUCACAAGCGAUGAAAUUGCACUGGAAACGCAGACGUCCACACAAUCCGUCGAUAUAUUUACUAAUACGAUAUGCGAUCAGAUUUGCUAUGGCUUUAUAAGCAUUGGCCAGUUUAUAUAUCAGAAUAGUUAUAUAUUUACAAAUAUCUCUAUGAUGACCUGGUCCAUCAUUUACCACAGUUGGCUGACCUUCGUUCUACUACUUUGGGCCAACAUACUCUGGAUGAUACCCAAUCAGCGUAAAGCCAUGAUGCGUUCCAGCCCCUUCAUCGUAUGCUAUGCCGAGUUACUACUGAUAGCACAAUAUAUUUAUGGCAUGAAUUUGAAAAAUGACGAAUUACCCUCCAAAGUGGAUACCGCCGGCAUCAAUUUGCAACAAAUCGGUCUUGAGCGCCCGCAGGAGCAUGGCACACACCCCUGUGUGCCACUAAUUGUCAAGACGCUCUUCCUACUCAUGUUUUGGGUUACUUCAAGGCAGUUUUUCCAAGAGAAAGCCGAAGAGAAACGCAAUAAGCGUAAAACACCUAUUGCAAUGGCACUUGAAACUAUAGAUUCGGAUACAUCCGUUGAAUCGGCGCGCAAGCAUACAUCGAAAUUCCUCAAGAAAAUUGGCGAUAUCGUGAAAAAUCUCUUAGUUCGCUUAUGGAUUUGGAUGCUAGUUUUGGUGAUCUUCUUGUGCGCUAUGACGGGAAAAUUUAUGACCGGUUUUCGCAUAUGCUACAUGGCGUUAUUUCUCUUCUUCUUACUCGUCUUCCAAUCAUCAUCGAAGGUGUGGGUCAAGGUCAUGUAUGGUUUUUGGCUAUUCAUCAUCUUCUAUGCCAUGUCCAUGCUAAUACUCAUUUACACCUAUCAAUUUGAUAAAUUCGAUCAAUAUUGGUAUGAGUAUUUGAAUAUAUCACAAACGCUCCAAAACGAUAUCGGCCUGGAGCGUUACAAAACCAAAGAUCUCUUCCUGCAUCUGGUCUCACCAACGCUAAUCGUUGUACUAACAGUCAUACAGGUGCAUUAUUUCCAUCGUCGAUUCAUUGAGUCGCUAGGAGAGCGUGAACCGGCUGACAUAAAUGAUGCACGGGUCCCAAAAACUGAAACUGAGCAGCCUAGAAAAGACUCGAAGUCUGAUCGUAGCAAUGAUGCUACGAAAUUGAUUGUUUCAUCGCUAAAACGUUUACGUAAUAUUACAAGGCAUUACUUCAUUGUUUCGAAGAAAUUGUUUUGGCGCUUCUUGGAAUUACACAUCAUUAAGGCUGUAUAUAUAACAGCAUUUGUUUGCGCCGUUAAUGAGGUGUGUAUUAUUCACGUCAUAUUCGUAGCGCUCUGCAUACUGGGUUGCAUCACAAGAACCUCUAUACAAAUCUUUAUCAGCCGCAUAAUCUCUUUUGUUGUAUCAAUUAUAAUAUUAGCAAAAAUGAUCUAUCAAAUUGGUUAUCUAUCGCAUGAGGAUUACGAUGUGAAAUGCGAUAAUGAAAACACAACACACGGCAAUAGCGCAGUAUGGUUUGGCCUACAGAAAGCCGAUGAUACGACAAAUGGUUUAAUUGGUCUCAUAAAAAUGUACAUUAUUUAUAUGAUCGCUGUAACGCUGCACGCUGUGGUCAGUCUAAGGCAAUUCCAAAUGCGCGCAAUUUAUGGCCAUUCGCAAAAAGAUCAUGGCAAAGUGCUAUUCCCUAGCACGGAUCGUGUCAAAGCGGAAAAGAAUCUGAAAUCUAUGAUACAGUAUCUCUUCAAUUAUGGCUUUUAUAAGUUUGGACAAGAAAUCUCACUGAUAAUGUUGGUCACCACAAUUGCCUAUCGACAGGAUAUUGUAGCAAUUUGUUAUGUUGUGUGGUUAUCUGUGCUGUUGAUGUUCAGUCGAAAGCGGCGUAGUUCCGUUUGGGGUAUAUUCCAAGUGUUCAUUGCGUUGGGUAUAUUUUUACAAUACCUGGUUUUACUCGGAUUGCCGCCAAGCCUUUGUUUGGAAUACCCAUGGCAGGAUUCCCGCUUCUCAGCACCCAUACAAGGCUGGCUUUUGCUCCCCGGUAACCUGCAUUAUGAUCACUCGAAAAAAUUGAUUUUCGAUUUCAUACUCCUACUGAUGGUAACGCGUCAAAAGCGUAUCUACCGCAUCGAAGAACGACUCGGCGACAGCUAUCCGGGUGGCUCGAAUCGUAAUGUGGUUAAGGACAUUGAGGAUUUGGGUCGUGUGCCUUUUGACAAUCCAACAAAUGAUUUCCUUUCGCAUGUGCGCAACUACUUGGAUAUUUUCAUGUAUGCCAUACUCUGCGGCUUCUUUUGGGUAACACUGGCCACCGUAUUUUUGGCCGGCACAAAUAUGAGUGAUUUUCUCGCUUUGGGUUAUCUAAUUGGCGCUUUCACAUUCUUGUGGGAAGGUUCCGAUUUCUAUUUGCGUCCCAUACGUCAAAUCAUCAAUCGUUGGCGUUGGCUGCUCGCUUUUAAUGUUUUUAAUAUUGUUGUGAAGACCUGUUUUGAAAUGGCUGGUUGUCUAUUCUUAGAAGAAUUAACACAGAAUUGCUGCUGGCUUGUACAUUUGUUGGGCAUCGGCUGUUACUUUCAUACACAAAUACCCGUCGAUGAUGCACUAAAGGAUAAAGGCGGUGGCGAAUGCCCGGAGGUGAAUAAAUCGACAAUACUAAUGUGGGAUACUAUUUGUUUUGCAUUCCUCAUACUACAAAUGCGUAUCUUCAAAUCGCAUUACUUCUGUCACAUAAUCAUCGAUACGAAGGCGAAUAGCAUAUUGGCGACGAGAGGCGCUGAUAUUAUUGAGGAUCUACGUCAGAAGCAAAUCGAACAUCGUCAACAACAUGAAAACGAAAUUUUGGUCAAGAUCAAGCGCAAGAUGGAACGUAUACGUGCCACACAACAAAAAAUGUUGAAACCCAUUGAUAAACCCACACAUUUCGAUGGUAAGUUGUUUGGUCUCAAAUGCUAUUUACAUGCCUAUAAAUUUCUAUAA